Molecule: messenger RNA, 786 nt
Organism: Phaeodactylum tricornutum CCAP 1055/1
Lineage: Eukaryota; Bacillariophyta; Bacillariophyceae; Surirellales; Neidiaceae
Gene: Trx-f
Product: thioredoxin f
Exons: 1
Coding region: 121-645 (174 amino acids)
Source: RefSeq, a predicted model, not a curated record
AUUCAUACGAAACCGCAACGGUAUACAUAUCCAUCCAUACACAGUCACUGUCCAUUUCCAUUCUCCAUCUCCCUACCCAUCCAUCCUUCACUGUCGUAGUCCACUUACCUAUUCGAUACAAUGAUGCAACAACAACAACAACAACAACACGCAGCACAACGACGAGCGGGGGUCGGAACUAUCCUACUGUCGCUUUGGUUCGUCCCGGCGGCGACUGCCUUUGCACCCUCCACUCCUCUCGCGUUCCGAACGCAGACACCCGUCGUCACGACUAUUGCCAAAGUAGCACGCACGCCUUUGACCUUGUCGGCGGUUGUGGACAUUGGUUCGGAAAGUGCCUUUGACCAGACGAUUGCCAGUGCGGGUGGGAGUCUCGUCGUGGUCGACUACAGCACCACCUGGUGCGGACCCUGCAAGGUCAUUGCUCCCAAGUUUGAAGAACUUUCGGAAAAGUACGGCGACGCCGUCUUUCUCAAGGUCAUUGGAGACGCCUCCCCCGACGCGUCCAAACUGAUGAAACGGGAAGGCGUCCGCUCCGUACCCAGUUUUCACUACUUCAAAAAUGGUGAGAAAGUGGACGUCGUCAACGGUGCCAAUGCGGAAGCCAUCGAAGCGGCUAUUGCCAAACACGGUGCGGAGCGUUAGGAUCGGGUGCGACGAUGCAUGCACGAAACCAAUCUACCAAAUCACGCACGCACACACACACAAAAAGUAGGAACGUUGCGUAGGAUACGGAUGCUACGCAAUCCACGUAAAAACAGUUCUUAAAGACAAUCACGUACACGU